Molecule: messenger RNA, 2285 nt
Organism: Lolium perenne
Lineage: Eukaryota; Viridiplantae; Streptophyta; Magnoliopsida; Poales; Poaceae
Source: RefSeq, a predicted model, not a curated record
AUGACCCUCCUUCUUGCAAUUGACACAAAAUGGAUUGUCCAGGCACUCAGCUUGCAUAUGACCAACUUUACCACACUUAUAGCAGAUGAUGCAGGCGACCUCUGCCCCGGAGGACUCGCCCGUCACUUGCCCCUCCACCGGAUCCCCUGGACAUCUUGCAAGAAACCCCCUCCGCCGCCAGCAGUUUUUGCCAUCGGGUCCUUCCACCAACCCUCUCUCUCCUCCCGUACGCGGGACGAGCACCUGCUCGCUCCCGACCCCGUCGCCACUGGCCGCCGCGUCCUCGCUACCGGCCGCCGCGUCCUCCUUGCUCCGGUCGCCGCCCCGCAGCAGGCCCCCGCGCCCGAGCUCCGCCUCCGCCUGGACCGCGUCGCUAUCUCCCUGGCACCCCUCCCCAUCUCCUCCACCCUGAGCUCGCCCCGGUGCCUCCUCCCUGCUGCGCGUCAUGCGAGCGCCGCUCGCCUCCUUCGCUGGGCGCAUCGACCCCGACCUCUGCUUCACCUCGCGCGAGCACCCUGCGCGCCGUCGGCUCCCCCACGUCCCCUGACCUCCACCGACGGCCUCGCCAUCUGCCGCCUCAAGUUCUGCAUAGCUGCACCGCCGCACGCCCCUGGUCUCCUUCCUGCGAGGAGGCACGAGCUCGUCCGCCGCCCGGCCUCCAUCCGUCGUCGACCAGGACCUCCACCAUCGAGCACGCCCAGCUCCCGUUCUGCGCGCCCGCCUCCUCUUCGGUCCCACGCACGUGGCCGCGUGGUUCCGCCCAGCUCAAGGCCAGCCGUUUCUGACUCUGUUGAUACCCGACGCGGGCGUCGUCGCCAGGUCCUGCUCCUCCCGCGCAACCUCGUUGUACAGCGCCGCCAGCUCAUCAGCCAAACCAUUUGAUCAAUCUCUCAGUGCUGCUUUCGCUGGUGCUGUGAUGGUUGUACUGAUGGUUUGAUACUCCGACGCGAUGCAAAAUAAUCUUCAAGAUUCUCUCCGAGAUGAAACCGAGUACGUCGACCGGCGACGCAACCAAGAUCGGCAUCAACGCCACUCGAAGACCAUCGGUGUCUAUUUCAUGUUCGCCAUCGAUAAUGGAAGCCGAAACCCCAAGGCGCCAAACCAAGUUCGCCACCGACAAUCCAUGUUCUCCUUCACGGAUUCAAAGUCCGAGACCUCGCUUCAUCUUCUUCCUCUCCGAACCCGAAUCCGGCGACCGCCUUUGUUCCGAUACCCAUUUGCUUCUUCCCGGAUAGGAUCGCGAAGUGGUGUUGUGAGAUACGACAAGAUCUCCGGAUGUUCCUCGGCAAGUUUUAACAGGCAAGCAUUUCCCUUAUACUCCUGCCCCUGCAGAAGUCGCUCACCUAUUUAUUUUGCCUUCUCCCUCAUGCUAUCCUUGAGUUGCGUUCUUGUCACGUGUCCUUUCCACUUGUUACCUCAAGCAGCCUAUAUUGCCUCCACCAACCACCUAUAGCUAUUGUUUGGUUUCGGGUCUGCCUUGCGAGUCGUAGUGCAUGCUAGUGCUUUUUAUAUCUUGUUACCGGUAUCUCUAUCGUUAUCGGGUUAUCAGGUUAUCAGUUGGGGAUCAUGACACAUGGUUUAUGGAUAUAUCUGUUGAGGAUAUCAUGGUUACUUGUUAAUAGUUGUUAGCGGAGGCAUCGGUGGGUCAGUUGCUCGUUUUAUGACGGCUCACUUGUGUUUCCAUGAAAUCUAGGACCCCGAGUUCUUGUUAUCUGUUCCGAGACCGAGCGCUCUAACCACACGUGGGUAUGCUUAUGGGUCUCCCCUUGACCACUGCCGGAAUCUACAAUUUUGUCCAGUGGCCACGACUAGUUUGCAAUGUUUUACCAUUUGUUGUUUGCGUGCAUGCCAGCCUGUUACUUCUUUAUUUUGGGAAGCCCCUGGGUGCCUUGUAUCCCUUGUUUCUGGUAUGCACGUAUAGGUCGCGGAGCCGCUGCGAAGUGGUUUAUCGCCCCAGUGUGUGUUCAAACCACCUAGUACGCUGGCGCAACAGCUAGGUCCACUUCGGAGAUUCGGCCGGACUUUGAUACGGGUUCAACUUAGUUAGGUGGCUUCCUGGACAUUGUUGUCAUGAAGGAGAGUGCGAGCCGUGAUAUCCACCUGUCGUAAGUGGAUCGAGCGGUGCGUGUGGGUACAUUUGGGCAACCCCUGCAGGGUGUACAUCUUAUCGAUAAGCCGUGUCCGCGGUUAUGGACGACUUGGAGCUGCAUGACUCGACCAUAGACAACUUACACCUGUUGUUUCAAUCAUAAUAACUUGUGUAGUAAGUUAGCACAACUCUAAUA